AUGUAUGUUGGUCUGCCUGGUGCCAUUAUCAAUGGCCUGUUAAACGUGAAAUUAGUCCUACUAACCUUUCUUUUCUUUAUUUAUACCUUUGUUUUACUCUAUGUUAGCGGGAGUUAUGCUCUAGAAUGUGGCGCGAGGUAUCCUCGUUCAGGAAAAGUGUCUUACAAAUACUAUAACGAUGGUGAAUCAGAUUGUAAUGGACAUUCUUUUGAUGUUCGAAUGAAAGAACAGAAAAGAAUUUUGGCGUCAGUUCGACGGGAAUUGCUCGACUCUUCGAAAAAGUUAGAGGAAGUCAACAAAAUCAUUGACGAUUUAAAUAGGAAAAUUCCAGAGAAACAACAAGAGUUACAACUCCUUCAUGAAGCGAAAGAAAGUGCGGAGAGAGCCCUUCAAGAUUUGAAAGAUCGGCGAAAUGUUAGAGUCUCUCUUCCACAUUCACCUUUAUUCCAUUCACCAACGAGAGAAGAUACUCACAAUGAAAAGACAGAACUUAUCCGUUCAACGAAUGAAGAAGUCUUCGACUACAGCCGCUGUUCAAUCACUUCUUUUUUACCUUUGUUUCUCGAAAGUUAUGGAGAGCCUCAUUCAUUUUUUGAGGAACUGAAGCGUCAAGGAAACAUUGUUGAGGAUAGAAAGAAAGCUUGUCUUACAAUUAUUGUAGUGAACUCUGUUGUCGAACAAGAUUGGCUUCAGGAUAAUGGUUUGAAUACUGUUGUUCUGAACUUCGGAAAUGCCACAAAGCGUAUAAGUGAUGAAAUCCUUGUACAACCUUUGAAUAGGAGACGAUAUUUUGAUGAAUCAAUUUAUUUGAACAUUCCAAUUUUCGAUCCUCAAAGAUGGAAAGAGCUUCCAACUCUCCUGCCAUAUUCUAGAAAGUUUUUAUUUUCCUGGGUUCUUUUUGACGAAACUAUCUUUGAUAAGAAGUCUUUAGAUGAAGAUAUUGAUAAAAUCUUUGCAUCAGCUAGAAACUCUAGUGACGUUGUUAGUAUUACAAGAUGUAAAUUGAGGUCUGCAAACACCUUAUGCGAAAAGCCUGAACUCAAAAAGAAAAUAAGAUUGGAUUCUGUAUUCUGUUUUGUAAUGCCGGAUAAUGAUUUCCAUAAGAAUUUUUGGGAGUCAUUGGCUUCAGGUUGCAUUCCUAUUGUGUUUUCCAACACAUAUCCUUUGCCCUUUGACGCAUUUGUUGAUUGGCGUUUGGCUUCUUACCGUCUGGAUAUCACUCGCCUCCCUGAAGUUCAUUUCAUUCUACGUUCCUUCGAAAUGGCCGACGUUCUGGAAAUGAAACGGAUGGGCAGGAUCUUCUUCGAAAAGUAUUUGAUGGAUCAAAGAGUUGUUGUUAAAACAUUACUCACAUCCCUUGCUCACAAAAUUGGUGUCCCCUUGUAUCCUUUGCAUCAGUUUGAAGCAAUCCCGUUGUUUGAUCAAUCAUUCACCGCUCCCGUCCUAGUCCCUGUUAACCUUCAACCAUUUGAUGACGAAUAUCUCGGGCCACUUGAAGCACCACAUGAAUCAGCACGCUAUUUGCACAAUUUCACCAGUUUACAAUUGUACUCGAGUCGUAUUUGGAAUGAUUAUGCUGGAUCAGAUGUCGGUUCGGAAUAUUUGCCGUUUUCGGUUGAUCCACCCACCGAGUCUGAGUUUUACCCUGAUUCCAACUCAGGCUUCAGAGCCAUCGAACCGGGAUCUGGUGUUGAGUUUAGUAAGAAUUUGGGAGGUAAUAGGCCUCGAGAACAGUUUACAGUUGUUAUUUUAACCUACAAGCGGGAUACAGUUUUAGCAGCAGCCUUAGAAAGACUUCAUAGACUUCCUUACCUUCAAAAGGUUAUCGUCAUUUGGCACAAUCUUGAUCGAAGUCCUGCAGGUGCAUGGCCUCGUCUACAUGUUCCUGUCGAAUUUCUGAAAGUUGAUAAAAAUAGUCUGAACAAUAGAUUCAUCCCAUGGAAUAGAAUAGAAACUGAGUCGGUCCUCUCUCUUGAUGAUGACAUUGACUUAAAGCACUAUGAGAUUAUUUUUGCCUUCAGAGUUUGGAGGGAGAAUAGAGAUAGGAUCGUUGGAUUUCCAGCUCGAUUCCAUGCUCGCUUCGGAGACUCAAUGUUCUACAACAGUAAUCAUACAUGUCAACUCAGUUUGAUAUUGACAGGGGCUUCUUUCUUGCAUAAGUCAUAUCUUAAUUCCUAUACUUCGGGUAUGCCUGCAGAAAUCCGGGAUCACGUAGAUAAGGUCAUGAAUUGUGAAGACAUUGCAAUGAAUUUCCUUGUCAGUCAUUUAACUCGGAAGCCUCCCAUAAAAACGACAAGCAAAUGGACUUUAAGAUGUGCUCAAUGUACAGAAACUUUAUCAGAGGAUAAUGACCACUUUCAAAAGAGACAUGAAUGUAUACGAUUGUUCACCAAGAUUUAUGGAUAUAAUCCAUUAAAAUUCUCUCAGUAUCGAGCUGAUUCAGUUUUAUUCAAAACGAGGUUACCGGCAGAUAAACAAAAAUGCUUUAAAUACGUGUAA
Auanema sp. JU1783 is the source of this 2499-nucleotide messenger RNA. The record is from the annotation of a GenBank genome assembly. NCBI's taxonomy places the organism in Eukaryota, Metazoa, Nematoda, Chromadorea, Rhabditida, Rhabditidae.